CCGCGGCCGGGACCGCCCGGGGCAGGUGCCUCCGGACCCCCCCGGCAGGCCGACGCCGCCCGCUGGGGCCACCCAUGUGGCUGUGAGAGGACGGGGGUGGCCGGGGCCCCCCAGGGCCCCCCCAGGGCCCCCCCAAAGCGCCCAGGCUCCGCAGCCAGCCCAGGCACCAUGACCUGUCCGGCCGCCGAGGGACACCCGGCUCCCGGGGGCCGCCAAGAGACCAAAGCCCACCUGGGCUCUGUGGCCCACCCGGGCCCCCAGCACGGCUCCAUGGCUCCUCAAGGCUCUGAGGGCCACCAAGAGACCAAAGCCCACCCGGGCUCCGUGGCCACCAGAGGAUCCGUGGCCAGCUGGACCUCUGCGGUCAGCCAGGACCACCGAGAGACUAAGGCCCACCUGGGCACUGUCACCCACCUGGGCACUGUCACCCACCUGGGCACUGUCACCUACCUGGGCUCUGUCGCCCACCUGGGCUUUGUGGCCGACCAAAACUUCGUGGGCAACCAGGACCACCCCGAGCCCGGUGCUGGUGGUGGCUCCGUGGUGCUGUUGGACUCCAAGAUCUCCCAAGGCUCUGAGGAGCACCUGGGGACUCGGGUCAGCCAGGCCUCUGUGACCCACCUGGCGUCUGUGGCCACCCAGGACCACCUGGAGAUGGAGGUGCAUCAGGAAUCCGUGGCCAACCGAGGUUCUGGGGGCAACCAGGAGCACCCAGAGCCCGACAUCAACAUCUCCUUGGACUCCAAGGUCAAUCAGGGCUCCGUGGGUCAUUUAAACCUGAAGGGCCACCAAGACCCCGCCCCCUCCCAGGCCUCCGAGGACCCCCAAGAGCCCAAGGUCACCCAGGGUCCCGUGGCCAACCAAAAGACCAAGGUCAACCAAAGCCCCAUGGCCCCUCUAGAGGCCAAGGUCAACGAAGACCCCGUGGUGCGUUUAGACUUGGGGGUCCACCAAGCCCCCUGUGGCCACCCGAGCCCCCGAGGACCCCCGAGCGCCCCUGGCCCACCCGGACAGCCAGGCUGACCAGGCCCUGGUGGCUCUCACAGACUGGAACGUCCACCAAGCCCCCCUGGCCGAGCACAGCCCCGUGGACCCCCAAGAGACCGAGGUCAAGCCCGGCCCUCCGGACCCGAGGGUCCCCCUGGAGACCACGACCGAGGGACGCUGCCUGGGCACCGAGUGCC
This is a messenger RNA of Agelaius phoeniceus (red-winged blackbird), 1184 nucleotides long. The record is from RefSeq and is a predicted model, not a curated record. Lineage: Eukaryota; Metazoa; Chordata; Aves; Passeriformes; Icteridae.